Suillus subalutaceus is the source of this 607-nucleotide messenger RNA. RefSeq lists its product as uncharacterized. The record is from RefSeq and is a predicted model, not a curated record. The transcript is spliced from 5 exons. Lineage: Eukaryota; Fungi; Basidiomycota; Agaricomycetes; Boletales; Suillaceae. The annotation marks the transcript as partial.
CUCAUAUCUUGACCUCCGAACCAACUGCCAUUGUCAUUGUCAUUUCCAGCUUCAUAAUCCUGCAUUAACCAUGUCUGUAUUGCAUACUCCCCCAACAUCCCCUUCUAAUUCUCAGACUUCCGGCAAUGGGUUCCGACCCCUCACACUCACUCAGGCAGAUAUUGCAGCUACAAUCGUCCAUCUCUCAAUAUCAGAUGGAGGCUGCCACACCCAGGAGCCAUCUGCUACUCGGAUCACGCACUUUAAAGCCGGGCUGCAAUGGGAGAUAGCUACUUUUGUGACUCCCAUCCUGCAGUACUCAGCUGCAAGGAACAUCAUUUCGGUUGUUCCGAGCCCGGUUGCUCAUAUUCUUCAGUUGAUUCCCGAGCUCACCUGGAACAUGGUUCCGGACCACAUCUUUUCAUCCCACCUAUGCCAGUUUCAAGACGUUGCAGAUCUGGGGGAUCCUCCCGCAUUGUAUCCACCUAUGGUAUUCGCUAAUUGUGUCUGUCACUACCAGCAUUGGCUAUCUGGCGUUGAGGACGAACGUCUUGUUGUUCCCGAGCAGGUGGAUGAAAGCUCGCUUGCAACGCUGAAGGCACUGAGGUGGAUGAGGGAACCUCCUGAC